UGAACGUUUCUAGUCCGUUCAAUCGUGGAAGUGCUCGGGCAUUUAUUUGUGCAGAAAUCCAACAAUUCCAAGUUUAGCUAUGCAGUUGAAUUUCGUGAAAGACAGGUUUUAUAGUAUCCCAGCUUAAGCUUGAUUUCUAUAUAUGUUACCGCAGGAAAAUAAGUUGAAUCUUGAGGGGAAAUAGACCUUUCUGGAGUUCAGGCUCAUGUAAUUAAGGGAAGCAUAGCAUAGGAAAUCCCACAACAUGCAUUAUUGGAAAAGGCAUUACAAAAUGACGUGUUACAAGAAGAAUCUCGAAUAAAUCAUAGGCGGAGGAGAGCAUGAUCAAAAUACGUUCAGUGGUAAUGGCGAUUUUAGCACUGCUCAUCGUCACCCCUUACUUACAAAUGAAAUACACCGAACAUAUCGUUAUCCUACAAGAGGAUGUGAACCACACGCACAACGCCCUGUACCGAAAUUGGAGAAAUCUCACCCUAAAAGAGAAGAACAGCUUGUCGAAACUAGGGCGAAUAUUAUUUCUCCAAGAACCACUGCCGGAAACUCCCAAUCGUUCCACGCCAUACACUAUUUUAGUAUGGAAACAUGGCAAAAGCCUGGAAAUGAGGCACAUCAACCAGUACACAAAGCAAAGGUUAAACCCAUUCCAGUCGUGUUCGGUAAACAAGUGCAGAAUAACUUACAAAGACGAUGAUUUGCCCAUAGCUGACUUGGUGCUCUUCCACAUGCAUCGAAUUAAAAAUCUCCACGAUUUACCUCACAACAAGCGAGUACAAAAACAGAUCUGGGCUUUCCUAACAGAUGAAAGUCCUUACCACACAUUUCUCUAUUCCAAAGACAACCGCAUCACAGACUACGAUGGCGUGUUUAAUUGGUCCAUGAGUUACAGAAUGCACUCGGACAUCCCCGUGCCCUACGGACGCACCCUCUCGAAGAACACACCCGUUAACAUCUGGAACUACGAGACUUGGCAGCAAUCCAAAAACCAGACCGUUCUCGUCGCCUUGAUGGCCUCAAAUUGUGGCGGCCAGAGUGGUCGCUGGGAGUACGUCCGCGAAUUGCAGAAGCACAUGCAGAUCGACGUGUACGGCGAUUGCGGUAAUUUGAAGUGCGCCGGACACUACGAUCUCGACUGUCCGAAGCUUUCCAAGUACAAAUUUUACCUCUCGUUCGAGAACUCCAACUGCGACGAGUACAUUACCGAAAAGGUGUGGUGGAACGCCUACCAAAAGAAUGCAAUACCGAUAGUGAUGGGAGGCUCGAAAGAGAGUUACAAGAAGAUUUUGCCUCCCGACUCUUACAUACACGUAAACGAUUUCGCAACACCACGCAGCCUCGCCGACUACAUCAGAUAUUUAAACGACACAGCGAGUGAGCUGAAAAUUUAUUUUCAGUGGAAGAAAUCUUUUUCGGUUUUAAACGAACACGGCUAUUUUCAGUCGGCCUCCGUUCAUUACUGCAGGAUAUGCGAAGCGCUCCAUUAUAAUAGUAAAGACGUAAAAGUUUACACAAGUUUAGAAUCAUUUCUAGACAAGGGACGUUGUCAACCCAAGUGGUCUGCUGUGGUAGAUGGUGGAGGGUAACGUGUGAAAAUUUAAAAAAAUGAUGUAGCGUAUGUUUAUCCUAACCAUCCCCUGUCAUCCAUUAGUUCCAUCCGCAACCCAGAAUCGGGUGAGCAUUAGUUCGGGGCCCGUUGUUAGCUAUGGUAAUAUAGUUUUUAUUUUCUGUUUUUUUCCCUUUUCCUUUCGCAUUGUUCUUUCAUCUGAUGUAGAAUUUUUUUAUAUAUUGCUCCCAAUUUCUUAUCGGUUUCAUCAUUACCAACCGUUCCCCAUCCCAUUCGAAACAUCUGAACAGAGUGUACUCGGGAGUGUCCUCUUUGCAAUUGCAAUACCAGCACAAAGGCUUUCGUUCCUUUUCUAUCCUGUGUAGGGGUGACGAAUAGCAACCGUGUCUGGGCAGUAUCUGCCAGAGGUAGAAGUUUAUUUCUUUGCCUUUCCUUUCUGCCCAUUCCUUGAUCUCGGGAAUCAAACGCCAUGUCCAUCCACCUUUUUCUGUCUUCUGCCACCUCUCCCAGAUUUCGUUUAUUCUUGGUCUGUAUUUUCUGUCGGAUCCACACCUUCGUAGAGGCGUCACCUCUCCUCAGCUACAAGAUCUCCAGGAAUGCUGCCGGCCAUUACGUGAAGCAUCGCUCGUUGACCUGUACCCGUUCAAUAUCCAAAGACGUACUCUCGUUGUACUGCCAGGAGCUUUUGUCUGAACGAUGCCAAGACCAUACUGGAACGCCAUACACGACAGUGCUCUGUGCUCAUGGUUGGGCUUCACAUAAAACUUUUUGGUCCUUUCAGAUUGGGCAUUACCCGUGCAAGCACUGCCGCAACUUUUUCAGCUUUUAUCAAAGCUGCCUCUAGGUAUCGAAAAAACCACCUUUUUUAUCCAGUAGUAUUCCUAGUUAUUUAGCACUAUCGGCUGGUUUGAUCUCGUGGUCUCCCAUUCGCAUGAUUAUGUCGCCCGCGCUAAGAAAACCGCAUCUGUGUUGUGAGCUGCUAGUUUAAGCCCUACUCUACUCAAUCCACCCACAUGUGCACAUUUUUUAAAGCGCUUUCCGGGAUUUCAUGCACAGCUUGAGUCAUUUUCUCGACUAUAAUCAGAGCCAAGUCGUCGGCAAAUGCAACUGCGCGUGCACCUAUUGGCAUUUAUAGUUGCAGGACCGGGUUAUAUACAAAUGUUCCACAGGGCGGGGUCAAGCACCGAUCCCUGCGAAAUCCGCACGUAAUCUUCAGUUCCCCCUCCUGCCCUGUUGUAGAGAACUGUGUGAAAAGUAACUUUUGACCAUUUGUUCCAGGUAUGUGGGGGUUCCCAUGUUCCAAACUUAUCUACGAUUCGAUCCCAUUUUGCAGAGUUGAGUGCCGUCCGCAGCAGAAGUAUUUCUGUCCUCACGAUCCCGAAUGUGCCCACUGCUCCAUCUUUAAGACUUCCUUCACAGCAUCCAGAGUGGAUCUCUCCUCCCUAAAACCGAACUGAUUUUUCGAUAGGUGUUUCAAAAUUCUUACCCUUAUCAAGUGUUCAUACAAGACGUUAGGAAAAACGGAUACAAUAUCAAUGGGAAUAAGGUGCAGUACCUCGUAGUCUACCACCCAUAUCCGCUGCCAGACACCGAAAAGAAAAUUUUACGAAGUAUCGUCAAUGAUUUGUGGGAAAAUGGAAUGAUUAUUAGAUUAUUAAGAUUAUAGAAAAUUAGACGCUGUCACUAUAAAAAAUAAAUACCCACUUCCACUUGUCGACGAUUAAAUAAAUCGUCUAGGUGGAAACAAUUUUAUACUA
Photinus pyralis (common eastern firefly) is the source of this 3318-nucleotide messenger RNA. RefSeq names its product glycoprotein 3-alpha-L-fucosyltransferase A-like. The coding region runs from base 321 to 1580 and encodes 419 amino acids. Gene Ontology annotation, cellular component: membrane. The record is from RefSeq and is a predicted model, not a curated record. NCBI's taxonomy places the organism in Eukaryota, Metazoa, Arthropoda, Insecta, Coleoptera, Lampyridae. Gene Ontology annotation, molecular function: alpha-(1->3)-fucosyltransferase activity. The transcript is spliced from 6 exons.